Molecule: messenger RNA, 1044 nt
Organism: Phaeoacremonium minimum UCRPA7
Lineage: Eukaryota; Fungi; Ascomycota; Sordariomycetes; Togniniales; Togniniaceae
Product: putative 2og-fe oxygenase protein
Exons: 3
Coding region: 1-1044 (347 amino acids)
Molecular function (GO): dioxygenase activity
Source: RefSeq, a predicted model, not a curated record
AUGGCGGAGACUGCUGUACCUAUCAUUGACUUUUCGGGGUUCUAUUCGAGUGAUCCGGCCCAAAAGAAGGCGAUAGUGGAUCAGGUCCGCGAACAAUGCCUCUAUAAUGGAUUCUUCCAGAUCACCGGUCACUCUGUUCCCCUGACUCUCCAGGAAAAUGUCAUGUCGUGCACUAAGAAGUUCUUCAAUCUUCCUUUAGAGGCAAAGCAGAAAUGUUCCAAGGAUAAUAACACUUGGAAUCGUGGUUAUGAGAUGUUACGAUCCCAAAUUCUCGAAGAAGGCACUCAGCCGGAGUUGAAGGAAGGUUUCUACAUUGGCGCAGAUAUUCCCACAAGCCACCCCUAUUUUGUGAAUAAGAAACUCAACAGUGGGCCAAACCAGUGGCCAGAGGCUCUGGCAUCGGAGCUUCAAGACUUCAAGGAUGGCACUAUGGAGUAUUAUAAUGCCACACUAAAAUUGGCGGCAGAUCUUCUGAAGGCUAUUGCUCUAUCCCUCGAUCUUGAAGAGGAGUACUUCGGAAAAUUCAUGGAUGGAGCUGUAGCAACCAUGCGUCUUCUUCAUUAUCCUAGCCAACCCGCCGAUUGCGACGAAAAGCUCACACGAGGCAUCGGGGCCCACACAGAUUUUGGAGCAAUCACGUUGUUGCUUCAAGACAACGUCGACGGGCUUCAGGUGUGGGACAAGAAGACUAAUUCCUGGUUCGAUGUUGAGCCGACCAAAGGUGCCUAUGUUGUGAAUCUUGGCAAUCUUAUGGCACGGUGGACAAAUGAAAAGUACAAGAGUAAUAUACAUCGCGUGAUCAACAAAUCAGGCAAAGAGAGGUACUCUAUUCCGGUCUUCAUCUCAGGCAACCCGGACUACCUCGUGGAAUGCAUUCCAAGCUGCAAGGCUGCUGAUGAGGAAGGCAAGUUCCCUCCAAUCACAGUAGAACAGGCAGUGUCUUCCUCAUAUGCGGAGUCCUACGGUAGAGCACAAAAAUACAAACAAGGUCUGGAGAAAGCACUGGAUCACGCGAUGCAAACUCCUCAAGUCUCAGUUGCUUGA